AUGUUUGGACGAGUUCCGUCAACGGAUUGCAAUCAUUCUAGUACCGGGAUAUGUCCAAAGUAAGCGAAAUAUAAAUAAGUGUUUUUAAAUAGCAAUGGGGCAGUAAUUUUGAGUUUGCACGGUGCAGGAUAAAAUUUGAAAAAAUUGCACCGUGCAAAAAUAGAAAAUACCAAUGUAGUUGUUUAAAAAAUAAAAUUUGUCAAAUUUAUAAUGGAUUCACUUUGAGUGGUAUGUCUACUUUAUAAUUUUAAAAUUUUACAAAAUUCUGUUAUGCCAAAACAUUUUUAUGCUUAAAAUUAUAUGACCUUAUCUUCAGAUGUAAUCUCGAGCGAACCUAUAACCUGAACUCGCCCUCAAAACCGCUGUCAAUCAAAAAUGAUCGGUUUAUCGUGACGAAUCAUUCUGAAAGUCCUAAAGCGACACCAAUCCUCGAUGUAUUUGAUUUACAUUCCACGUCGGGCAGCUUCAACGGGCAUAACACAUAUCUACCUGACUUCAAGGAGGAUGAAAGGGUAAUUUUUAGAUUUUUUGUUUUGUUUUUAGGUAUAAUGGAAACGUGAAGGACGGUUAAAGGUUUUAAUGGUCUGCGAGUUGUUUUGGGCUUUCUAUGUUGAGAUAGGGCACUUUUGGUGGGUUAAGGUACAGUGGGAUGGAGGGGCAACACAAGGUUUAAAUGAUAAGUAAAAGUUUUUUGAGAUUGUAAUGAAGCUGUAGAUUAGUUAAAAAGGUACUAAAAUAUGUUGGAAAUUAUAAAAAAUUUAAAUUUUUCUAAAAUUUGCAUAAAUUUAGGGAGAUAAUAUAAUUUUUUGUUUAGAACACAGUUUUUGAUAGAUUUAAAUGGACAGCUAGUCUAGAAGGCUCUAAAAUAAAUUAUUUGACAUUUUAAAUUAAUUUUGUGGUUGUAAAAUACUUUAAAAGUUAUGAAAAACAUCAAAGUGUAAUGCAAUCAAUCAAAGUUGCUUGAAUUUAAUGUAAAACUAGAAGUUUAUGAUAAUUUUAUGGAUUUUAAAGUUUGAAAUUAACCAAAAGCCUCUUGCAACAAGCAGUAGUAACAUUUCCACGUCGUGUUUUAUUAAAAGCUGACUAAUUUCGCUUUUCCUCUUAUCAAAUACACAAAUCAAAGAGAAGAUUUGUCUGGAACUCGCUGAAGGAAUUUCGAAUAUUUUUUCGAUUUUAAUAAAAGUUUUUGCAACUUCAACCCGGUUUUUAUAUGAUUUUUGAUUCAUUUUGUUGUUACUCGUGUUGUAAAUUGGUUGAUUUUGGUAAAAUUUUUUGGUUUUUUGGGGGAAAAUGAAGUUUUUAAUGAUAUUCUGAUCUUUAAAAAUGAUUUUUUGGGUGUUUUUAUUGAAAAACAAUGUUUUUUGUAGAAAAAACGCUCAAAUAAGAUAAACGUAUUUUACAAUAUUAAAAAUCAUCAAAUUUCAGUCAGAUCAACACCGAAGAUACUCACAAAGCUCGGAAGUAGGAGCUAAAAGCAUAUCCACGUCGCGGAAUCAAUCGACCACGACCACCGAGCCGGAACAAGCCUUUAUGCCGUCGGAAGGGCUGGAUGGGACCAUCGAAGAGCAGGUGGAAGCUGCUGCCAAGAUAAGUGAAUAUCAAGUUAGAAACGGGACUAACAGUACCAAACACAAUGGUACUUCAACUGAGUUCGAAGAUGGGGGCAGGAAUGGUGCUGGUGGAACUAAAAAUAAGAAUGGUACUAAGAAUGUGAGUGGUAUUCAUAAUUUGAGACGUGGAUCUGGUGCACAAGAAGGAUUUGGUGCUGGAACUUCAGAUUUUACUAAAAAUGAUAACGGUACCAAACAAGAAAGUAGUUCUGGAAAUGAAAGCCGGGCCAAAAAUCAAACUGGUCCUAAAAAAUCAACUGGCACUGAGUAUUCAAGUAGUACCAAAAACUCAACAAGGACCCAAAAUGCCACUGAAAACUCAACCAGCACUAACAAAAUCAACCUCUUGGCUACGACAAUAAGCGACGGUCAUUCAAACAUUUCCAGCUUCACUUAUAGUACCGCAACCGAACGCAAAACUAGUCUUAAUGGUACCGAUGGUCAUUUAGUAGCAACUGAUCCCGAAGAAAUCUUAAUAUCCGACGUGAAAGCCUUCAAACAACUUCGAAUCAACACUGACGAUGCGGUUUUCAUUCAGAAUUCCACGAUACAACAACAUACUGAACUGGUGCAGAAGGUGCGAAAAGAUAGUAUGGAAAAGAGAGACGGGCAGAGAAAAGCUUCUGUCCAAUCUCAGAGGGAACAGAAUGGACAGAAGGCUGAAGAGAGGAAUGAAAGCAUAGAAGAGAAUGAGGAUGGAAUUCAGUUUGGUACCAAAAUCUUAAGACAAAGUAGUACCAAUGGCUCCGAGAGUGGUGUGGGAACGAUGGAAAGUGGCACGGCCAAUGUUGAGGGCGAUGAAGAGGACGAAACGUACACAUCGUUCGAAGAGCUACAAAAACAACGUGGAAAUGGGGUGGAUUCGGGAUUGGUAAGGAUUUUGUUACGUAAAUUUGAAAAGUUUUUAAAAUUUUACUUUAAGUUUGAAAAAUGGAAGUUUUGUUACCUAAAUUCAAUCAAAUUCUGGUUUUCUGAUGAGGAUUUGAAAAGUAGGAGGUUUUAUUACUAAACAUUAAAAAAAUGGUUAAAAAUUAUUUAAAUUUUGAUAACAAGAUAUUUUUAAUCUAAAACAAUAUUUUCAAAACUCUUCAACCACGUAACUUCAAAAACUGUAUAACAUUGUUUUAAUUAUGUAGUUUUUUUGCGAAAAUCUUUUUAUGGCCAUUAUUAUUCAUUUUGUUUGAAAGAAACCCCUUUUCAACACAUGAUAUUCGAUUUUAUUCUCCUCUGAUGACCAUGUUUCAGGAAGAGAAUAGCAAGAAUUUACCUUCAAGUUUGAUUCGUCUAUUCGAAUCAACCUACUUCAACAUGGAAAUUGCACUGCAAUACUUGUACAAGAACGACAAUAUUGAUGUUGUUAUGUAUUUGGGUAAGGUUUUUCUUUUUUUCUUGGUUUUUAGGUAGUAUCAUUGUUGAUUAAGGUGUUUGUGGAGAGAAAGGUUAAAUUCUGGCUGUUUUACUCUUUUAAACACUGAUUGAUUUACAUUCUUUAAAAUGGCCCUAUAACCUGCAACAACAUCAUUUCAGGCAGAAUUCUGCACCGCUUCCCUCCAGCCGAGGUCGAUUUCUUCAUCCCACAGCUAAUCGCCAUGUAUAUCAACAUGAAUCACGUCGCGUCGGCCAUUCACAACUACAUGAUCGAACGUUGCAGAUCUUCAAUGGAGUUUUCUCUAGAAUGCUUUUGGCUUUUGGAUGCGUAUGGUGUAGAACAAUUUAAAACACACCAUAAGAAGGCGCAAGGCUUCUUCUUGAGAGAGACGAUUCUAAAUGAAUAUAUGAAAAGCCAUCAGAUUCAGAAGAAUCUAAAGACGCCGGCAGCCUCGGCCGCUCUUCAUCAUCGGUCGCAGUCGGAUGCGAGUAGGUUUUUUGAGUUAAAGAGGUGCUUGAUUUAAUAUAUGGACUUCUAUUUUGGUUUUAUGGCUAAAAUAGGGCUUGUUAAUUGGUUUUUAAAGAUAUUAGAAUCGCAGCUUGGUGAAAAAGGUAGUAGAGUAAUGUUUUUUGUCAGAUUAUUAUAGGUUUUUUGAAAUUUUUUAAUGCUGAAGGGUUAUAUAAAAACUGAUUUUAGGGUUAUCAGAAGAACCAUCACCAGUUUUGAUAGAAGAACCUCAAUUCUUUGAUCAAACUGAAGACGGAUGCCAUAUGAGGAGGACGGAGAGCACACGAAGCGUCAGAAGCAUGUAUCAAGGCUCAGCGAUGGCGGAUUUGAGCAGUGGUAGGGUUUGAAACUUAAAAUUUUUAUUUUUUUUAUUUUCAGGUUAUUUUUUAAAUUUUUUAAGGAUUUUGGUUAUUUUUUAAAUAUUUUAGGGUUGUAAAAGCUUUGCCAUAUUUUUUGGUUUUAAAAGUUUUUUUUAUUUUUGAUGUUUUCUUUUAGGUCGAGCGUUUGAUAACAAAUGUAGGUGUAUAUUCAAUUCGAGCGCUUCCAUAUCGAAUAUCACUUGUUCUUGCGGGGUAAGUUUAUAAAUGGAAUGGUUUAAUGUUAGGAUUACGCAUGGUAGGGUAGGCAAUGAGUACUAUACAGUAGGGAUAGGGUAGGGAAGGGCAGAAUUUAGCAGCGAAGUGUAUGUUGGAGAAGAGUAUGAUAGGAUAGGUUAGGGUUGGGUAGGGUAGGAGAGUAUACUAUUGACUUCGUAAAGCUCAACUUAAAAAUUAUUAAAUAAACAUUUUAUGACAUCCUCAAUUUCAGGCCGAUCAAAAAACCCGUCCAGAGCUGGCGUUUGUCGAUUCCCUGAUCGCUAUUGGCAACCGGCUGAAGGACAUUCCGAUAAAAGAAGACAAAUCGAAACGACUAGUAUACGAACUUUUCCUCCUGAAUCUAAACCUACCAGCCAAAGUAUGGCUACCUAUAUAUGACACUCAACAUGUCAUGGUACGAAUACCGUACGCAGAGGGGUGUGUCUUGAACAGUAAAGACAAAGCACCGUACUGUAUUUACUGCGAGGUGGUCGAGGUGGACAACUUCGAAACGGCAAGGCUACCCGAGAAGAAGGUGGAGCUGGAGGGGGAGGUAAGGGGUAGAUUUUAAAAAUUUUUGAGUUAAAUUUUUUUGAAAUUUGAAGUUUUGAAAAAUGAAAAAAAAUUUGAAAUUUAAAAUUUUUAAAAAUUGAAAAAAUUAAAUUUUAUGCCAUUCUUUAUUAAACAAAACCCAAAAUUUUAGUUCCACAAGACAAUGCGUUCGAAUUCGUCAAGCUCCAUGUACAAUAUCGGCUCUCCGAACAAUGCUCACUUGGCUAACACUUUUGCUUUACCAACUCUAAGUCCAGUGGAAGAAGCGGCCUGUGCUCGAGCCGAAAAACCAGUCGAUGCACUUAACAUCCAAUCACCAGUUGUUCAGAUGGUCGCACCUACGAUAACAGAGCCGGAACCUAGUCGUGAUGAUGAUGUGGUGGGUUGAAAUGGCAUUUUAUUUUUUUAAAGUUUGAGCUAAAGUUUCGAAAAAAGUUAUUUUUAAAAUUUUAAAUUAAAAAAAAAGUCUUUGCACGGUGCAAAAAAAUUAAAAUUUUAAAAAUUUGUAAAAUACGGUCUCCUAUUUUUGUGUUUUUUAUAGCUUAAUGAAGAAUGUUUUAGCUAACGCAAUUUGACCGAAUCAUCGACGAAACCUUAUCAGUGGCGGACUCGGACGACUUGUCCUCACAAUGGUCGGCCGACGCCGAAUUUCGCGAAGAACCCCAGUCGAAAUUCGAAAAAAUACGAAAUCGACUGGCAGCACUCAAGAGGAGGCGACGUCAGAGGGUAGGGUUUAUUAAAAAUUUUGGAAUUUUGUAUUUUUGUCGUAUGUUAACGAUGUCUACACUAUGAUGCUUUAACUUGAUUUAACUUAUAUUCAUGUAUUCUGCCCUAGUUUUACCUUGUCCUGUCUACUCUACCUUAUCAUACUUUACUUUACCUUAAUCUACCUUACUAUACUCUGCCAUCAGGGACGUCGCUACGGUUUUUUCUCUGGGGGGGAGGCCCAAAAAAAUUUUUUUGGUCCACAGGUACCUGUGGACCGAUUUUUCGAAAAUUUUUUUUUGUUUUUUUACGUACAGGUACCACCUACCUGUGGAUUUUUUUUCGGAUCGGCUCUGGGGGGGGAGGGGAGUCACCCCGAACCACCCCCCCCAAACGACGUCCCUGUCUGCCAUACUACUCCAGUCUGCCUUAUUCUAAUCUACCUAUCUCACUCUACUUCACUUUAUUAUAUUACACUCUACUUCAGCUUACCUAACUUAAUCUUAUUCAUUUUUAAGAUAGCCCACAGCCCAGAUGACCCGUCCGCCUCGGCAAUGAGCGAACCAUGGGAAGAGAAACAAGCUCGGAUACGACAAUCUUCACCAUACGGAGAGUUGGAAGGCUGGAAGCUAGUACCGGUAAUCAUAAAAACGGGAGAUGAUUUGAGACAAGAGUUGUUGGCUUAUCAACUAUUGACCACUUUACAGGUAUGGACAGUUUUUUGGAUCUUUGAAUAGAGUAAAUUAGAAUAAGGUAUAGUAUGGUAUAGUGGAGUAGGACAUAGAAGGAUAGGAUAUGGUUGAUUAGGUUAGAAUAUGGUAGAGUAGAAUAGGGUAGAGCAUGGUAGAGUGGGGUAUAGUAGAGUAUGGUAUAAUAGUGUAUGGUAGAGUCAGCUACAGUGGGACAGAGUAGGGUAGAGUAUUGUAGUGCAGUAUAAGGUAGGAUAGAUUAAGGUUGGGCAAGUUUUGAAGUUGUAUAACUUUUAAAAAUUUUACAUUUCAGAACAUUUGGCGCGACGAAAACGUCCCUCUCUACCUACGACCCUACAAAAUCCUGGUCUGUUCAUCAGACUCAGGCAUGAUCGAGCCAAUCCCAAACGCUUGCUCUCUACAUCAAAUCAAAAAGAACCUGUCAUCAAAACCGUCGUUAGACGACGCUGCUCAACCCUACUCACCAACCCUACUAUCUCACUUUCUGAUCAACUACGGGUCCAGAUUAAGCGAGAGUUUCCAACAAGCACAACAGAACUUUGUCAAGAGCUGUGCCGCUUAUUCGCUGGCUUGCUACUUUUUACAGGUAAGGGUGAGGGGGGGGGGAGUGUUUUGAGAUAAUAUUUUUUUUGGAAUUUGAAAAAAAAAUUUAAAAUUUGAAAAAAAUAUGAAAAAGUUUUUAGGUAACAAGAUUUUAAAAUUGAAGAUAAAUUUCAAAUCAACGCUAAACUCUAAUUUUCCGUAUUUUAGGUAAAAGACCGUCACAAUGGCAACAUCCUGCUGGAUUCGGAAGGCCACUUGAUUCACAUUGAUUUUGGUUACAUCCUGUCGAUUUCUCCCAAAAACCUCGGUUUCGAGACGUCACCAUUCAAGCUGACCCAAGAACUGAUCGACGUGAUGGGAGGACCGAACUCGGACAUGUUCGCGGUCUACAAACAGCUGAUCUUCAAUGGGAUGGUGGCGGCGAGGAAACACUCGGAGCGAAUCAUCAACAUUGUCGAGGUCAUGAGCUCUGGUGGGUUUUUGGAGAUUUGAAAUGAAAAAAAUUUUUAAGUGAAAGGUUGUUAAAAGGUGUAAUAUUAGAGCAUUCAAAUAAUUCUGUGUUUUUUCACUCUUAAAAAUUGCUUUAGAAGGGUAAAACUUUAUAUUGUUAUAGGUUCCCAACUGCCCUGCUUCCGAGGCGGGCCCAACGUGCUACGGCUCUUGCGUGAACGAUUUCACUUGGGCUACACGGAACAACAACUCCGCCAGAUGGUGAAUCAGCUGGUCGAACAGUCGAGGGACUCGCUCACAACCAGGUUAUACGACAACUUUCAAUAUUACACUAACGGCAUCUUCUAA
Molecule: messenger RNA, 7369 nt
Organism: Bursaphelenchus okinawaensis
Lineage: Eukaryota; Metazoa; Nematoda; Chromadorea; Rhabditida; Aphelenchoididae
Source: the annotation of a GenBank genome assembly